Prunus armeniaca (apricot) is the source of this 258-nucleotide messenger RNA. NCBI's taxonomy places the organism in Eukaryota, Viridiplantae, Streptophyta, Magnoliopsida, Rosales, Rosaceae. The record is from the annotation of a GenBank genome assembly.
AUGGGAUAUGUUCAGAAUCGUACUCGUCCCGAAGGUUGCAUUGCUAAGCGGUAUAUAGCUGAAGAAGCUGUAGAGUUUUGUACCAAGCAUUUAUCUGAUGUUAGCACAGUUGGAGUGCCUUCAAGCCAAAAGAUGGGAGUUUCAAAGCCAUUAUCAAGUUGCACAGUGAGUGUAGUUGAUCGGGACCUGUUGAACCAAGCACAUCUAUAUGUCUUGGAGAAUACGGAGGAAGUCCUACCUUAUAUCGAGUACGUAUGA